AGUAUAAUCAUUAACAGAAGCAAUGAGCUCUCGAGUGUUUCAUUCCAGAGAGCAAGACCAAAUCGGCUGGAUCACAAGGACAACAGAAGCCUAGACAUCUCUUUCUGUCCAAAUAACCACCAAAAACAUGAGUUUUAGAGUAAAAAGGCUGUGCUACAGAAUACAUACCAUGUUGAAUAAUGAGAAUGGACCUAACAGGCACAUUUACAGCUGGAAACCACAUUCUGUCGGAGGCACUCAACCUUGUUUCGGUCACCCUGGGAGAUGUAACAACAGCAAGGCCUGGCAUCUGAGCUCCAGACCCCAGCGCUGGAGAAAUACGGCACCAUCAUAUUACUUCUGUUUUGUGAAACAAGCUGUCCUGUGGAACAGAGGACAGCAUCACACGGUAAUCAAACGUGAGAAAUGCCCUCCACCCUUGUGUUCUCGUUUUCAUGCUCAUAUGGAGGCCUGGCCUGACCAUUUCAGAAACCCACAUUUCCUAAACAUGAUUCCCAGACCAGGGCCUAAUCAUCUGGGGCAAAAACAACGACAGCAGAGUGCUCCACAACCUCAAAGAUCUCCAGAUGUCAGGAGGAACCAAAAUGUGGAUCAUUCCAACAGGAGUCAAUUCAGUGUGGUUCUACCACAUGUACCUGGAUGCCCUAAUCCAAGUAGAGCUUCUCCAGAACCCCCAUCAAGUCCUUCUCUGACGCUCAAGAUUGUUGAUCACCCUCAGAAAUCCCAAACCUCCAAUCCACACUUACAACUUAAAGAUGAGGAAGAGGAUGCAUGCUCUGCUCCACAAAAUCUGAAUCAAGGGCACCAUGAAAUGGGUGAAGAGGAGACAAUGACCCCAACAACUCUGUCCACCCCGACAACCCCAAGCAUCCCAGCCACCCCAGCUACUCCUGGCACCCAAAGUACUCCAAGUAGCCCAGUCACUCCAGGCACACCAAGUUCAUCUGUGACCCCAAAUUCUCUUUCUGAUUUUAGUGGGCCUUCAUCAAGCCAGUUCAGCCGUAGCACUGACCUGAACAGUAGCUUCUCAGAUGCCCUGUCAGUGAACUCCAGCAUUGACCAUUGUGAAGACAACAACACAGAUGAUGAGGAUAACCAUGCUUCUGACCUUGAGCAGAAUAAUUAUUAUCAAGAGGGCUGCUCUACUUCUCUCCCCGAGCUUCACUUUAGCUCUGCAGGAAGUUACAGUCAGGCCAGCUCACGAAUGGAUGCCCUUCAAGCACAUCUCUCUAGAUCUCUCACCUCCUGCAAACAAGAAACACCUUCCACGUGCUUGCCAGACACUCCAAUUUACACCUCCAAAACCCCUCAGUCUCAGCAAAGCCCAGCAACCCAACAAUCCACAUUUGGAACCCUGCACAGACACCCAGGAUCCAGCCAAUCUGGCUUGAGCAUUCAGUCACAAAAAUGCUCAAAUGCUAAAUGCUCAACAGCGGAUAGUCGAUCAGAAUGGAACCUCUGGCCUGUGCUUCCUCCCAUCAUGCCACAGCAAGAUGAACUGCAAGAUGAGAGCUUACUGGGAGGGACCCCUGACUCCUUGUCCGACAGGUCACAGUCUGAUAUCUUUGCUGAGCUGGAUGAUCUGGCCCCUCGCUCAAGUUCCUGUGUGUCUCCAGACCACCCAGCCGGGAGUCAAACUGACCGAUCCUCACCUACCACAGAUCUGAGUCCUGGACUUGCGGCACUGACUGUAGGAUGUGAUUCGGGUGAUCUGGGAUCUUUGUCCCGUGUGCAGCUCCUGCUAUUGGAGCGAAGAGGAUCCGAGAGUCCAGGUUCCAUCCCAAGUCUCGAAUGGUGUCGAACUCCGGACGGGGAGGAAUAUGAACCUGGCCUUAGAGUCUGGAGCUCGGGCAUUUCCCAAUAUUAUCAGUCCACAGUCCCCGACAACCGCAAACCAUUAAGUGGCAGAAACAGCAGCCAAGAUUCUUUGGCAGCUUUCAAGGGACGCAGAAAGUGCCCCGGGCUCAUCAGUGUUGGGAGUGUAUCAAGGACAUCAUCCUGUUGUUCUCUCAGCCCGAGGGUGUCUGAGAGCAGCUCAAGGAACCCAGAAGAAAAAACCACCUGUGAUGACCGAGGUUGUGAAUCCCCAGAUGACAUUGCCCCGCUCUAUUUGUCACCCCUCUCUCCCAGUGCUUUGCUGACAGAAAGCCCAACAAACGGGGGACCAUACUGGUCUCACAACGCGGAACCAGUGACCAUGCUGAAAAGCAAAGAAACAGGUCCGACAGACUUCAAGAGAAGAGGAAGAGGAAGAAGGAGAUGAAGAAGACAGAGGAGAGGAAGAAUAAAGCCCUGCAGAUUUACUCCAAACUUCAGGAUGGAAAAGACCCAACAGAGCCCACUCAUCAGAGCCCUUGCUCUAAGUUUGAGGACUUUGAUUUUCUGGCAAAGUACUGUAUCCUCAGUCAGGACAAGCUUUCCAUGUACAAAAGAGCUUUUGAGGCC
This is a messenger RNA of Carassius auratus (goldfish), 2445 nucleotides long. RefSeq lists its product as uncharacterized. The transcript has 12 exons. The coding region runs from base 128 to 2263 and encodes 711 amino acids. The record is from RefSeq and is a predicted model, not a curated record. Lineage: Eukaryota; Metazoa; Chordata; Actinopteri; Cypriniformes; Cyprinidae.